Molecule: messenger RNA, 1822 nt
Organism: Gekko japonicus
Lineage: Eukaryota; Metazoa; Chordata; Lepidosauria; Squamata; Gekkonidae
Product: cytochrome P450 2U1
Exons: 5
Coding region: 1-1662 (553 amino acids)
Biological process (GO): xenobiotic metabolic process
Cellular component (GO): cytoplasm; intracellular membrane-bounded organelle
Molecular function (GO): iron ion binding; oxidoreductase activity, acting on paired donors, with incorporation or reduction of molecular oxygen, reduced flavin or flavoprotein as one donor, and incorporation of one atom of oxygen; heme binding
Source: RefSeq, a predicted model, not a curated record
AUGCUUAUUUGUCCGCGGGCGCCGCCGGGCAGGGGGAGCGCCGGACAGCCGGGAAGCCGGGCGUCGCCGUCCGCCUGGCCGCUCGUUCUCGCGCGGGAUCCCGUUAGCUCGGCCCUGCUGGCCACGGCGGGGCUGCUGCUGGCGCUGCUCUGGCUCCUGCGCCGCCGGCCGCCACAGGGGCUCCCGCCCGGCCCGAAACCGUGGCCCCUCCUGGGCAAUUUCGCCUUCGCCGUCCUGCCCCACUUCCUGGGGCGCCGCGGGCUGAGCGGCACCGGCAAGGUGUACCCCUACGAGGACGCGGUGCCCGGCGGAGGCCCCCCGCGGCAGACCUCGCCGCACCUGCUGCUCACCAGCCUGGCCAAGAUGUACGGCAACAUCUUCUGCUUCUUCGUGGGCAGCCGCCCCAUCAUCAUGCUCAGCGACUUCGAGGCCGUCCGCGACGCCCUGGUCAACCAAGCCGAGGUCUUCAGCGACCGGCCCAGCAUAGCCCAGGUGACCCUCCUCACCAAGAAGAUGGGUGUGGUGUUUGCACCUUAUGGCCCAGUAUGGCGAAAACAGCGGAAGUUCUCCCAUUCCACUCUCCGCUACUUUGGAUUAGGAAAGCACAGCCUGGAGCCAAAAAUCAUUGAAGAAUUCAGGUUUGUGAAGGAUGAAAUUCUGAAACAUGGGGAGAAGCCCUUUAACCCGUUCCCCAUUAUCAGCUACAUGGUGUCCAACAUCAUCUGCUCCAUGGCCUUCGGCAGGCGCUUUGACUAUGACGAUGUUGAGUUUAAGACCAUGCUGAGCCUCAUGUCACGGGGUCUGGAGAUCACCUUGAACAUCCACCUCAUUCUGGUGAACAUCUGUCCUUGGCUCUACUACCUCCCUUUUGGUCCCUUCCGGGAAAUCAGGCAGAUUCAUUUUGACAUCAUGGGUUUCCUGAAGAAAAUAAUUGCACAGCACAGGGAAAACCUGGAUGUCCAGAAUCCCCAGGACUUCAUAGAUAUGUACCUUCUUCAGGUGGAUGAGGAAAAAAAGACCAACAGUGAAAGCAGCUUUAAUGAAGACUACCUGUUGUAUAUCAUCGCAGACCUUUUUAUUGCAGGCACAGACACCACAACUAACACAGUCCUCUGGUGUCUGCUGUACUUGUCACUUCACCCGAGAGUACAAGAAAAAGUCCAAGAAGAAAUUGAAUUGGUCAUUGGCCGGGAUAGAUGUCCUUCCCUUGCUGACAAGGCACAGAUGCCCUUCACGGAAGCCACCAUCAUGGAAGUUCAAAGAAUGACUGUGGUUGUCCCUCUUUCUAUUCCUCGGAUGGCAUCGGAAACUACUGUGCUCCAGGGCUACACUAUUCCAAAGGGAAGCGUAAUCUUCUCUAACUUGUGGUCGUUGCACAGAGAUCCCAGAAUAUGGAAGAACCCAGAUGAUUUCCACCCUGAAAGGUUUUUGGAUGAAAAUGGCCAGCUUCUCAAAAAGGAAACGUUCAUCCCUUUUGGAAUCGGAAAACGUGUGUGCAUGGGAGAACAGCUAGCCAAGAUGGAGCUCUUCUUGACGGUGACGAGCCUCCUGCAACAUUUCACUUUCCUGUUUCCAGAGGACUUGAAGAAGCCACCAAUGGAAGGAAGAUUUGGUCUGACCUUGGCUCCGUUUCCAUUCAAGUUAAUUGCCUUAAAGAGAUGAAGACACACACCGCAGGAGAAUGCUGCAUGAAGUUUGCGUUACUCUUAUGAAAUUUCAGGGCUAUCUGUUAAAUGCACCUCACUAGCAAAAUCACCAACCCUGAGCAGGGAUGGGGGACCCUGUCGCCCACAGGCUGCCCCAAAACUCAUUGAGCACUUUC